Molecule: messenger RNA, 504 nt
Organism: Colletotrichum destructivum
Lineage: Eukaryota; Fungi; Ascomycota; Sordariomycetes; Glomerellales; Glomerellaceae
Exons: 1
Coding region: 166-480 (104 amino acids)
Source: RefSeq, a predicted model, not a curated record
AUAAGCUCCAAGACGCUUAGGCGACGCAGAGGCCCCCCCGAUUUCAGCACCUUAUCUUGAGUGUUUCGCUCACCUGAGAAAAGCGUACCAAUAAGCACUAUCGGGACAGGGCCCUUAUUGGAGUUUAUCGCCCGCCGUCCCCCCUCUCUCUCUAACCCCCCCACGAUGAAUUGUCGAGGAGAGAAGAAACGUGGGCAGAAGGAGCUUCGUGACGGGAGAGGGGGGGAGGAGGGCGCUGAGUCGUCGUUGCUUGCGCAGAUUUUGGUCUGCCACGGCCGGAGAAAAUACCAGGGGAGAUGGCGGGAGACUGAAAGAAGACACACUUACGUAUCGGGAUACCUUGAGAGCGGCCGGCCCCCCCAAUUCUCUCUCUGUCUCCGCGCCGCAAAGGAACUCCUCGGAGGACUCCACCAAGCGCACGACAGACAGUCGAGAAGUCGCGUCAGCCGUCAGUGUGUUCGGCGACAGCCAUUCUGCUGAGUAAGACCCACUACCCGUCCUUUU